UUUUACCCAGAAUGAAGAGGAAGGAGUUUGGUUCUGUGGUAUAUUGUCUGCGGAAAUUUCUGGACAGAAUCACUACAAAACCAUUAAUGGUAAAGGUAGGGACGAUUAAAAUAUAAAACACAAGCUUGUUAUUUUUUUAAGUUGCUCACUUAAAAAUUUUGUCUGCAUUUUUUGUGAUACUUCUACGCAGUUUUUCCGAAGAGGACCGUGUUCUUUAUCCUUAAGGUAAAUGUAACAUGUUUUCCCGACUGCAAAUGUUACUUGAAAAUCCCAAUGGUUAGUCUAAGGUCUUAAGCAUCAGUCCGGGAAUCCACUGGGAAAUGUUUGUGGUGAAGCGCACAGAUUUUCAGCAGCAUUAUCAGUCUGAGGGCUUUUGCAUGUAUGCCGUGAGUUACAGUAGAUGCAAAGCCGCUGCUCCAGUAUCCAGAUGCGCUUUUUAUUUGUAAGAACCAUGCAGGACUACACUUCGUAGACAGCUGUCACGUACCACUAAGGCUGCACAAUUAAUGGAAUUUUAAUCACGAUCACGAUUUUGGCUGCCACAAUUAAGUUAAAUUAAGAUGAUCGUCGGUGAUAUUAACAUUUCUCUCCUCUGUUGCAUGUCAAAUCGAGCCCUUUCUCAACCAAAAGUCAGCCAACUACCAGGGGCGAACGAAAGCAUAGACUGUAUGAACGGCAACCUCAAAUUGUGACGGAGUGAGACGUAAUGUCGGAAGCAGAAUGUCAUAUGUUUGUGUGCUUAUUAAUUUAAGUAUUUCCAAAUAUUAAUUUUAAUCCCACGACAGUGAUAAAAAAAGCCUUGCUUUAACAUAAAUACUAAAAGAAUAGAUAGCUAUUACAGUUGGAUAUGGGCACACGGUCUUAUUUAAAAAAGGUACGAGAAGAGACGCAUAUAAUGUUUAUUCAUUCGUUUUACAUUUGUCCGAGUAAAAAAGCAAAGGAAUGAUACGCCGAUUCAGUCGAAAACUGCAGUUUAAAUAAAAUGCCGGGCUGGCAACUUUGGUCAGCUGAAUGGAGUGAGAUUUUAUGUUCUCUGUUCUGCACAUACAUUUACAUGUAUGUAAGUUUAAUUAUCUUGUAAAUAGUCCGUAGGGUUUGCAGACUGCCGUAACGUUUUUGAUGCUGCUAAUUUUAAGUUCAGAAUGGAACAUAGAUUUUCUGUAAGAUUUCUUGAGUCUGAAAGUCUGAAAAAGUUUGCAACAUUGAACACGUAAAAAAUAACAGUAUACAGUUGUUAAAAAGCAGAAACUUCUACCUGAAGUGACAUGAAAUUACCAAUAAACGACUUCUAUUUAUUCAGCAUUUUAUAAAAUGCAUACUAAAAAUUUCCAGCUUUACGGACAGAACAGCCACUCUGUUAUGAACAUUACGGCUUUUCGAGUGUUGUUAGCUGCUGUUGUUAAUAGGGGCUAAUCACCGUUACCUGCAAGAUUCGAAGAUUUUUCUUUUUCCUUUGCAAAUGUUUUCAUCCAUCCAUCCAUUUUCCAAACCGCUUAUCCUUACUGGGUCGCGGGGGGUCCGGAGCUUAUCCGAGGCAGGGAACAACCCAGGAUGGGGGGCCAGCCCAUCGCAGGGCACACUCACACACCAUUCGCUCACACAUGCACACCUAUGGGCAAUUCAGCAAGUCCAAUUAGCCUCAGCAUGUUUUUGGACUGUAGAGGGAAACCGGAGUACCCAGAGGAAACCCCACGACGACAUGAGGAGAACAUGCAAACUCCAAACACAUGUGAAUCACAGUGUAUAUUCACAGCAGCUCACAGAGACGAUCACAAACAAAACAACGUACAAGGAAGAAGAGCUCGGAGAACAGCGUAGUGAGGGACUGAGCAUGUUACACUUGACGCCCUGGCCUGCGAAGUGAGGAAUCAUGGCCUUGUGUGUUAAAAAUGAAUCUGAUCUGGGCUGCACCCAUACAGGGGAUGUUGCUGCUAUGCAGAAUCCCGGGACUGAGAAGAUGGGAUUGGGAGUUUGCCUGGAGUAUCAUCAAACACAGAAAGGGACCGGUCCAGAUUCAGUUUGUUCAUCACAGUACAAUGACUCUCAGUACACUAAUGGGGGUGAAAUUACAGUCGACCAAAUAAAGUCUGAAUCAAGUGGAGAUAUAGUCGUUUCCAGUGGAUUUAUAGAGGAGAAAUCAGACACGCUACUAGAAUGGGAUUGUAAAGAGAGAUCAAACGGAGCUCAUCAAGAGGAGCAGCCCAUUCCUUCAUCUCGGAGAAAAGACAUUCAUACUGAUUGGUUAGGCUCUUUGCAGUUUGUAACAAGUUCCACUAAUGCAUUUGAUAAGAAACAGCACCAGCAUCUUUACUUGAAUGGAAUUGAUUUGAGCAAUAGAGGACUUUUGACAAGGACAGACAGUAACCCUUAUUCAGGUGAACAAACACAUGGUUGCAAUGAAUGUGGAAAGAUAUUUCCCAAUGUAGCUGCCUUAACAAGACAUAUGAAAAUGCAUUCACCUGAAAAAAAAUAUAUUUGUGAACAGUGUGGAAAAGGUUUCACCCGUUCAGAGUGUUUGAAGAAACACCAGAGAGUUCACACGGGUGAAAAGCCCCAUGUAUGUUCGGAAUGCGGACAGAGGUUUACUGCAUCAGAUUCUUUAAAAGUGCACAUGAGGUUUCAUUCUGGUGAAAAACCAUAUCAGUGCACCGAAUGUGGAAUGAGGUUUUUUACCCGAGCAACCUACAAGAACCACAUUUUAAACCAUUCUGGAGAAAGACCAAAUGUCUGUGGUCAUUGCGGAAAGAGUUUUAAGGAUGCAAUCUAUUUACGAAGACAUUGUGAAAUUCAUUUAACUGAAAAACCGUACAGUUGCACUGAAUGUGGAAAGGGUUUUACUUGUUUAUUUCGCUUAACUAGACACAAGAGAGUUCACUCUGGGGAAAAACCGUACAGCUGUACUGAAUGUGGAAAGAGUUUUACUCAGGCAGCACACUUAAACAUACACAUGAGAAUUCAUUCUGGUGAGAAGCCAUAUAGUUGCACGCUGUGUGAGAAAAGUUUUGCACAAGGAAGCGGAUUAACAGUACAUAUGAGAACACAUUCAGGAGAAAAAUCAAGCAUUUGUGACCAUUGUGGGAAACAUUUUAAGUGUAUCUAUUACUUAAAAAAACACCUGAAAAUUCAUUCUGGUGAAAAAUCACAAGACAGAUUAACUGUUGAGACUAAAUCUGAUUCGGAUUGUGCCAACACAGCAUGUACAACCAUCAUACAGAAUGCUGAUACUGAUGAAGUCUAUCCGAAUGCAAGACAAAUCAAAUUUGAGCAUAUUGAUCCAGAUUAUAUUCUGGUGGCAGAAGACCCCAAUACACAGUGUGUCGAUAGUGAGAAAUUUACCAAAUCCAAACCUGAGUCAAGAGGACGUCUAGCAAUUUUCAAGCACACAGAAAAUUCAAAUGCAAUGCAGGAUCUCCGUAUUGUCAAAUUGGGACUAGAAGAAUGUCUGGCAUCUGAGCAAAUUAAAACUGAAUUGAUUGAUCCAGGCUAUGAUCAGUUGAGACAUAAUGUUGAGUCAAAGUUUGCUGAUUGUGACAGAACAGGUGUGAAGUGUGAAGUUAAUGAUGGCUUAACAGAUUUAAUUGAUUUUGCAACUACUUCUGAGACUGAGGUGUGUAAUGAGGAUGAAGAAGAGACAUUUGAAAGGGAUUCAUUAACUCCAGAUACCAAGCAGUUGUCAUUUUCCAGAAAUGAUCACAACAAUCAAGAAAGUGAUUUUGUCAAUUCAUUCCAAAUAGAACAGCACCAGCAGGAUAAUUUAAACAUGAAUAAAUAUGGUUGUUUGGAUUGUGGAAAGAGUUUUAAAAGCCCUUCUAGUUUAAAAGUACACAAGAGAAUUCACUCUGGGGAAAAACCAUACAUCUGUACCGAAUGUGGAAAGAGUUUUACUCAGGCACCAAACUUAAAGAUACAUAUGAGAAUUCAUUCUGGUGAGAAGCCGUAUAGUUGCACAUUGUGUGAGAAAAGUUUUGCACAAGGAAGCGGAUUAACAGUACAUAUGAGAACUCAUUCAGAAGACAAACCAAGCAAGUGUGACCAUUGUGGGAAACAUUUUAAGUGUAUGUCUUACUUAAAAAGACACCUUAAAGUUCAUUCUCACGAAAAAUCACCAUGCAGAUUGUUAAUGACUGGUGACAAUCAAUCUGAUUUGAAUUGUGCCAACCCAGCAUAUACAACCAUCAUACAGAAAACUGAUAUUGAUGAAGUCUCUCCGAAUGCAAGGCAAAUCUAAGCAUAUUGAUCCAGAUUAUGUUUAGGUGGCAGAAGACCCCAAUACACAGUGUGUCCAUAGUGAGAAAUUUACUGAAGCCAAAUAUGAAUCAAGAGGACGUAGAAAAUUCAGGUGCAAUGCAGGAUCUCCAUAUUGUCAAGGUGGGAUUAGAAGAAUGUCUGGAAUCUGAGCAAAUUUAAACUGAAACAAUUGAUUCAUGCUAAAAUCAGGUGAGACAUGAUCACAGUAAUCAAGAAAGUUAUUGUGUCAAUUCAUUCCAAAUAGAGCAGCACCAGCAGGAUAAUUCAAAUAUGAAUAAGCAUGGUUGUUUGGAUUGUGGAAAGAGUUUUAAAAGCCCAUCUAUCUUAAAUGUCCACUACAGAACAUAUUCAGGUGAAAACAUGCACAGUUAUAAUGAAUGUGGGAAGACUUUUGCAAAUCAGACUCAUUUGGCUAAACACGAAGAAACUCAUUUAAUGGAAAAAACAUACAUUUGUCACCAGUGUGGAAAAGGAUUCAUAACCAGAUCCUACUUAAAGAAACACCAGAGGGUUCACUCAGGUGAAAAGCCCCACAUUUGUUCUGAGUGCGGACAGAGGUUUACUGUAGCUUAUUCCUUAAAAGUUCACAUGAGAUUUCAUUCAGGCAAAAAACCAUAUCAGUGUGCUGAGUGUGACAUGAGGUUUUACACCUGAGCAACUUUUAAAAAACACCUUUUAAAGCAUUCUGAAGAAAGGCCAAGUAUCUGUGGCAAAUGUGGGAAGAGUUUAUAGGAUGCUGCAUCCUUAGGACGACACUGUCACUCUGAGAGACCUUACACUUGUACUGAAUGUGGUAGCGCAGUCGGCUAAGCCUGUGUUCCUGUAAGCAGCAGGUCACAGGUUCAAACCCAGCCACAGCAUGUCUGUGGGUCCUUGAGCAAGGCCUGUAACCCCCAGCUCCCUGGGCGCCAUUGCGGGUGGCAGCCCUUUGCCGACAGCUUACUCUACAUGGAGGAAGCUGAGGGAGGCGUAAAGACAAUUUCCCCACAGAGGGAUCGAUAAAGUAUCAAUUAAUUAAAAAAAGAGUUUUACGCGUGCAAUUCACCUAACAGUGCGCAAAAGGAUUCAUUCUGGUGUGAAACCGUUCACUUGUACAGUAUGUGGAAAGAGUUUUUCUGACAUUAGUAACUUUAAAAAACAUGUAAAAAUAUGUUUUACCGAUGUGUCAUAUUUUAGAAGACAUCUUAAAGUGACCUCGGGGGAAAGACAUCAUUGUUGCACUGUGUGCAGAAAGAAAUUUUCCAAUAUUAGUAACUUAAAAAAAUAUGAGAGAAUCCAUUCAAUUGACAAAGGUAGUAAAAACAGGGAUUUGCUGAACUUUUGAAGAAAAGUAAAUGAACACACUGUUGUGUAAAUGGAGAACUUAAAUUUCACACAUUUGCAAUUUGUGUACUUUAUUCAGAAUUUUUUUCUGUGUGAGUGAAGUCCACUAGCAUUUUGUAAACAGCGAUCACCUCUUCCACAAAUGAAGGUGGAAUUAAAAUAAAAUUUUCAGAAAGAAUAAUCAUGAACUUGUAACUGUUUAAUUUGUUAAUCUAUCAAUAAAUACUUAUUUGACCUAU
Messenger RNA from Brienomyrus brachyistius, 5810 nucleotides. Its product is annotated as zinc finger protein ZFP2-like. Gene Ontology annotation, biological process: regulation of immune system process; regulation of cytokine production; central nervous system development. Gene Ontology annotation, cellular component: nucleus. Bases 1871 to 4228 code for a protein of 785 amino acids. Gene Ontology annotation, molecular function: DNA-binding transcription factor activity, RNA polymerase II-specific; RNA polymerase II cis-regulatory region sequence-specific DNA binding. The record is from RefSeq and is a predicted model, not a curated record. The transcript is spliced from 2 exons. NCBI's taxonomy places the organism in Eukaryota, Metazoa, Chordata, Actinopteri, Osteoglossiformes, Mormyridae.